UUCCGGGCAGCUUUGAGCCCCGGCACCACUCUUUUCCUUUUUAAAAAUUCCUUCUCUCUAUUAAUAUUUUGGAAAUUAAGGGAGGAGAAUAAAGCAGCUCAAGUUGCAUUGAUUUGCGACAUCAGUAAAGUGUGCCGACUCCUUUCCUGCAGUAUUUUUCCUUUGCAAGACCCGAACAUUUCCAACAGGGUUCUGCAGAAAGCUUUCCAACUGGACCAGUUGAGGAUUUUGCCUACCUGAUUGGAAGCUGUUUUUAAAAAGUCUAAAUAAGUAGACACAUAACCCAAUCUGAGAAUGAGGAGGAAAAUGACAGCCAAGCGGAAUAUGGUGGCCCAGUACCUCCAGUGUCCGGCUCCACCGGAGCAGCGAACGCAACCCCUGGUGAAAGUGGAGAAAGAGCCAGAGCCACCCGGUUCCGAUUCGGUGGGUGUAUUGGAAGGCUCUGUAAAAACCUACCGCAUUGUUCCGGUUGGAAGUACUGGAGGCGGCUUAAAACUUGUGACACCUCAACAGACUCGGAGCGAACGACUGGAGACAUCCCAGCGCUGGGAAAUCCAGGGCCAGGAGUUACCAACUCCGGACCUGACGCCCGUGCAAUCGCCCGCCUGGCGCAACCUGCAGGUACCCGAGCUGACGCUGACGGAGGAUGUCGAGACCUACUUGGCAACCUUUGAGGAUGUGGCAGAGGCCUGCAAGUGGCCCAGGGAGCAAUGGGUGACUCGGCUCGUGCCGGCCCUCAAUGGAACCGCGCUCCAUGCCUACAACAGCUUGGAUCCCAGAGAAAGCGGGGACUAUGCAAAGGUCAAGGCGACUAUCUUGCGAGAAGAUGCGGUCAGCCAGGAGAGGCAGCGCCAGAACUUCCGUCACUUCCGUUACCAGGAGGCUGAAGGGCCCCGUGAGGCUUGUGCCCGGCUGCGGGGUCUCUGCCAUCGCUGGCUGGAGCCGGAGAGCCGCACCAAAGAACAGAUUGUGGAGCUCUUGGUCCUAGAACAGUUCUUGACCAUCCUGCCAGAGGAAAUGCAGGACUGGGUUCAGGAGUAUCGUCCAAAGACCUGUAUCCAGGCAGUGACCCUGGCAGAGCAUUUCCUGCUGAAGCAGCAAGAGGGAGAAAGGUGGGAUCAGCAGGUGUUGGGGCCAUUUGUCUUUGAGGAAGCUGUGAAUUUCUCAGAAACUGAGCAAGUGCCAAUGGACACCAGACAGAUGGUAAUCUGCAGAGAUGCCAAGGAAGAGCUUCACGAGAACCACUCUUCUCUAGGAGAUGAGAACCAGUCCAAAAACGAGGAAGAGUUCAUCGUGCAAGAAAGUGCCAAGAGGCAAAAAAGCCAUCUGCUUCCCAGCCUCCAGCCUGCCCACUUUCCCCCGCAAAACCCCGAUGGACAGCUAGUCGCCAACAAGCAAUCUGCUCACAAACAAGACGCACUUUUCCCCUGCCCUGAAUGCGGGAAGAACUUCUCUCGUAAGUCCACCCUCACCAGACACCGGCGGGUGCACACAGGCGUCAAGCCCCACCAGUGCAUCGAAUGCGGCAAAAGAUUCUUGCACAAGUUUAACCUGGUGAACCACAUGCGAACCCACGUGCGAGAGGAGUCGAGCCGUUGUACGUUGUGUGGAAAAAAUGCCAAGAGGAAUUCAGGCCCCGGAGGUCAAGAGAGGAAAGCGGGGUGUUGCGAAUGCACAGAAAGUUUUGGGCCGCCGUACAAUACGGAGCAGAUAAUGCCUGAAGCUGGGGAAUCCUUCAGUUGACUUAAAUACUGAGGAUAGAGAAGAGGGAAAUUUGGAAGACUUGAAAGUAGAGAGAGGAGUUUUAGGAAAUGCUCAGCCCCAUGGGGAAUGUACCUCUCUACCCUGGAACUUCCUAGAAGCUGGAAUCACAUUUGGAGAACGAAGCAGUUAUCUUAGGUGCAAUCGAAGCAAAUAAUGCCUUCCACAGCUCUUUUUUGGUUAAUUAUUUUAUUUGUAUUUUUGUUUGUUAAUGUCUAGAAGCAUCUAGAGGUGCAUAAAGGGCAAGAAAAUUUCUGCAGGAAUAAUAGAAUACCAAAUUUCAAAGAACAUCUGAUCGCAAGCACUUCUGGCCUUAACGAAAUAUUUUUCCUUGUGUGAAUAUAAGAUAAAGCCACCUUGAUUAGAUACUCUUAAGAAAACAGUAUGGUGGAUGGAUGUUAUCCAGUUGUAUGUUAGUUAUUCAUUAUGUGGUCAGAGGGCUUAUCUACACUGACACAUAAUGCAGCUUGAAACUGCAUUGUGUGGUCAGUGUAGACUCAUAAUGCAGUUCAGUGCAAUUAAACUGCAUUAUAUGAGUCCGAACUCACUAUAUGUCAAUAUAGAUGACACCAGAAUUUGGGGCAGGCCUCCAGGUUAUUCAAGGAUGGAGAAAAUGCAUAUUUCCCGAUGUUGGACUACAAUUCCCAUCUUCUCAAUGAGGAGAUGUCAGGAAAUUCAAGAAAUUCUAGAUGGACACAUGUUUCUAACCCUUUGAGAGAAUGUCACCUCAAAGGCCUUCAAUCCAGUGCCUCUUUAUCGAGUCAUGUUCAAUGUUGUGAUAGAGAUGAGAACUCAUCCACUGUCUGUCAAGUUUUCUUUAUGUUUCUUUUCUUUAAAAGUGCCUCAAUAAGAGGUGAAAGAAAUCACAAGAAUAUUUGUUGUCCAUGUCUACUUUUCUGUUACGGUUGUUUGGGUGAGGAGUCCAUGGUCUACUCAAACUCUAAACCAUUUGUUGUGAUGUGGAACAAUAAAUGUAUUUUUCCCAACUAGAGCCUGGAUAAAAAUCCAAAGGUCUGUCUAGCUAGUUCCACAGACCCAAAGGGACUUUGGAGUUGGGUCUAUACUGUUUUGAGAGUAAUGACUACUUUAAAAAAGUUUUUGUUAAUAAGAAAUAGGAGCUCUGGGUCAAAAUUCCCAUUGGGUUAUGUUUAAAAAAGCUCUUUGCAUGUCUGCCUGGUUUGUUGUACAUGCCUGUCAAACACAUUUCAAGUAUUUCAAAGACUUCUAACACUACCCGUUUUCUAACCCCUGUAACAUUGUUCCUAUACCAAAAUUGCAUGUUUGGGAUUUUGCAACGGUUAUAGCUGCAUAUGUAAAUUUUAGAUUUUUUUCUUUAAAAAAAACCAGGAAAAGAAAUGUUUUUGUAAUUUUUUAUUAAAGCUUUAUUUUUUGUAGUUUGCACAUUAAAACAAAGUCUAAUGUUGUAAUAAGAA
This is a messenger RNA of Anolis carolinensis (green anole), 3194 nucleotides long. Its product is annotated as zinc finger and SCAN domain-containing protein 16. The record is from RefSeq and is a predicted model, not a curated record. Lineage: Eukaryota; Metazoa; Chordata; Lepidosauria; Squamata; Anolidae. The transcript is spliced from 4 exons. The coding region runs from base 295 to 1743 and encodes 482 amino acids.